Molecule: messenger RNA, 2004 nt
Organism: Micromonas commoda
Lineage: Eukaryota; Viridiplantae; Chlorophyta; Mamiellophyceae; Mamiellales; Mamiellaceae
Exons: 3
Coding region: 1-2004 (667 amino acids)
Biological process (GO): lysyl-tRNA aminoacylation
Cellular component (GO): cytoplasm; cytosol
Molecular function (GO): ATP binding; lysine-tRNA ligase activity; tRNA binding
Source: RefSeq, a predicted model, not a curated record
AUGAGCGAGCCCACCGCCGCUCCCGAGCUCAAGGAGUAUCCCGAGUUCCCCGGCGAGAAGCUCUCCAAGAGCGAGUACAAGAAGCGCCUCAAGGCUGCGCAGAACGCCAAGGCCAAGGCGGAGAAGGAGGCUGCCAAGGCUGCCAAGGCCGCCGCCCAGCCCGCCAAGGAGAAAUCCGAGGAGGAGCAGGAGGGUGAGCUCGACGCGACGCAGUACACCGCCAACAGGAUCAACAAGAUCCUGCAGCGCAAGGCUCAGGGCGAGCACCCGUACCCGCACAAGUUCCACGUCGACACGCAGCUCCCCAAGUUCAUCGAGCAGUUCGCGUCCACCGUCGCGGACGGGGAGGUUAAAACGGACGUCGUCGUCUCCGUCGCCGGCCGCUUAAUGUCCAAAAGAGCGUCGGGCACGAAGCUGAUGUUCUACGAUCUCAGGGGCGACGGCGUGAAGAUCCAGGUCAUGGCGGACGCUAAGAACGCCACCGAGUACGACUUCGAGAAGUGCCACGCGUCGACCCGCCGCGGAGACAUCGUCGGCAUCCGCGGCCACCCGGGCAAAUCCAAGAAGGGCGAGCUGUCCAUCUUCCCGUGCCACAUGGAGGUGCUGACGCCGUGCCUGCACAUGCUCCCCGGUUUCUCCGGCCUCAAGGAUCAGGAGACCAGGUACCGCAAGAGGUACCUCGACCUCAUCAUGAACCCCGAGGUUCGCGACAUUUUCAUCACCAGGUCCAACGUCAUCCGAAGCAUUCGCAAGUACCUGGACGACAAGGAUUUCGUCGAGGUUGAGACUCCGAUGAUGAACAUGAUCCCCGGCGGCGCCACCGCCAAGCCCUUCAUCACCCACCACAACGACCUCGACAUGACCCUGUACAUGCGCAUCGCACCCGAGCUCUACCUCAAGGAACUCGUCGUCGGCGGCAUGGACCGCGUCUACGAGAUCGGCCGUCAGUUUCGCAACGAGGGCAUCGACAUGACCCACAACCCCGAGUUUACGACGUGCGAGUUUUACAUGGCGUACGCGGAUUACGAGGAUCUGAUGAAGAUGACCGAGGAGCUCAUCUCCGGCAUGGUGCUCAAGCUCAAGGGAUCGUACAAGAUCCAGUACCACGCCAACGGGCCGGACGAGCCCCCGGUCGAGAUCGACUUUACCCCGCCGUUCAAGCGCUUCAGCAUGAUCGCCGACCUCGAGAAGGCGCUCGACAUCAAGAUCCCGAUGCCGCUCGAGAGCGACGAGUGCAACGCCUUCCUCAAGGCGACGGUGGAGAGGGUGGGCAGCGAGUGCGCGCUCCCGCACACCACCCCGCGGCUUCUGGACACCCUCGUCGGAGAUUACCUCGAGACCCAGUGCCUCAACCCGGGUUUCAUCUGCGACCACCCCAAGAUCAUGUCGCCGCUGGCCAAGUACCACCGAUCGCUGCCGGACAUGACGGAGCGGUUCGAACUCUUCGUGAACAAGCGCGAGGUGUGCAACGCGUACACCGAGUUGAACGACCCCAUCGUGCAGCGCGAGCGGUUCGCGGACCAGGCGAAGCAAAAGGCUGCCGGCGACGACGAGGCGAUGUUCGUGGAUGAGACCUUCUGCGAGUCCCUGGAGUACGGCUUGCCGCCGACGGGGGGCUGGGGCAUCGGCGUCGACCGCCUGACGAUGAUGCUCACCGACACCGCGAACAUCAAGGAGGUGCUGCUGUUCCCCGCGAUGAAACCGGAGGAUAACGCCGUGAGGGAUAACACGCACGAUGUGCCCGCGGCGGUCGCGGCGGCGGCGGCGGCGGCCAAGGCCACCAAGCCCGGCGCCGCCGCGGAGGCUGGCGCGGGCGUCAAGCCCACGGACGCCAACCAGAGGCCCAAGCCCGACAAGAAAGACGUCGUCGCGCCCGAGCGCAAGCCGCUGCAACACGACGAGCCCACCAGCGACGAGUGGGCCACCGGCAAGCUGGGCCGGCCCGCGGGCGCGUUGGAGACGAAGGAAUGGGGCGAGACGUUCUACACCGCACCGGAGAAGUGA